UGGCCAACGUAGGACCCCAGAAACACUUCAAUUAUAUACUUAUAUUAACACGGACGGAGAUCCUACUGUAAAUCAUAUCUCAUAUACCAAAAUAACAUAGACCAAAUGGCAGCCGCAGACCUGCAAAAUCCCGAUUGCACCGCCCAACCUUCAUUCUCCGGCGACCGUGAGUCUCAAAUUUCAGAUUCCGGCAGCACAAAAGGCGGCUGGAUCACCUUCCUCUUCAUCGCAGGUGCCCUGACGGGCUUGACACUGGCGGCCGGCGGAUGGGGGGCGAACCUGAUCGUGUAUCUGAUAGAAGAGUUCAGCGUUAAGAGAAUCGACGCCGCUCAGAUUUCCAACGUGGUUAGCGGUUCCACUAGCCUGUUUCCGAUCGUCGGAGCUAUCGCUGCUGACUGUUUCUUUGGAAGCUUCUCCAUCAUUGCUCUCUGUUCGUGUAUCUCUUUGCUGGGGGUGGUACUUUUAGCCCUAACCACACUAGAUUUCUUGAGGCCUCAACAGUGUGAAUAUGGAUCUACCCUCUGCAAAAACCCAUCAAAAAUUCAAUUCGCAGUCCUAUACUCGGGUAUAACACUGGCCGUAAUAGGUCUGGGGGGUACCCGAUUCACUCUAGCGACCAUGGGAGCAGAUCAAUUCGAUAAACCCAAACAUCAAGCCACUUUCUUCAACUGGUACUUCUUCGUUUUCUACGUUUCUGCUGUAAUAAGUAACACAGCCAUUGUGUAUGUUGAAGAUAACGUGAGUUGGACAUGGGGUUUUGGCCUAACCGUUGUGUGUAACCUCAUUGGCUUAGUCAUUUUCUUAUUGGGAAGUCGAUUCUACCGCCAUGUUAAGCCUCAAGGGAGCCCGUUUGUGGAUUUGGCUCGGGUUUUUGUGGCCGCCUUGCGGAAAAGGAAGGUUCUGAUCUCUUUGAAUAGCGAUGAUUAUUAUUAUUGCCAUAAGCAUCAAGGAUCUGUGAAGAUGGUGACUGCCACUACACCUACAAAGAGUUUUAGGUUCCUGAAUCGAGCAGCACUGAAAACUGAAGGAGACAUUAGAGCAGAUGGCUUAAUCGCAAAACCAUGGAGGUUAUGUACAGUCCAACAAGUAGAAGACCUCAAAACCCUAAUCAGAAUCUUUCCACUUUGGUGCACUAGUAUAUUCUUAGGCACCCCAAUAGGAAUCCAAAGCAGCCUAACAGUCCUCCAAGCCCUAACCAUGGACCGUCACCUUGGCCCUCAUUUCAAAAUCCCAGCAGGCUCCAUCCUUGUCAUCGCAUUCAUCUCUGCUGCCAUCUCUCUCACCCUCAUCGAUCGCAUCCUAUGUCCAUUAUGGAAGAAACUCACCAAUCAUUCUCCAACGCCCCUCCAAAGGAUCGGCCUCGGCCACAUUCUCAAUGCCCUUAGCAUGGCGGUCUCCGCCCUGGUCGAGUCGAGGAGGCUUCGAAUAGCUCACGCCCACCACCUCCAGAACCAGCCUGCAGGCCCCAUAACACCCAUGCUUGCUCUAUGGUUGUUUCCACAGCUUGCUUUAUUGGGCAUUGGCGAAGCCUUUCAUUUUCCGGGACAAGUUUCGCUCUACUACCAGGAGUUUCCCACUUCCUUGCGAAGCACUUCCACUGCAAUGAUUUCACUGCUUAUUGCCAUAGCAUUCUAUCUGAGCACUGCGGUGAUCGAUCUUAUUCGAAGAACCACCAAGUGGUUGCCAGACGAUUUAAAUAAUGGGAGGCUCGAUAACGUGUAUUGGUUGCUGACAGUGCUCGGAAUGCUCAACUUUUUUGGCUACUUAGUGUGCGCUACAAUGUACAAGUACAAGAAUACUGAUGAGGGUCAUGGAACAAGUAAUGGGUCCGAUCAGUGAGCUAGGCUUCAUGAUGAGUAGUUGAACUAAUAUUCUGUUUAUCCUCUUUAUAUAUCUUUUAUGAACAUAUAUAAAGACUGGUAUUAAAAUGGACUUGGAAAUUAA
Molecule: messenger RNA, 1944 nt
Organism: Vitis riparia (riverbank grape)
Lineage: Eukaryota; Viridiplantae; Streptophyta; Magnoliopsida; Vitales; Vitaceae
Product: protein NRT1/ PTR FAMILY 2.7
Exons: 4
Coding region: 106-1839 (577 amino acids)
Biological process (GO): transmembrane transport
Cellular component (GO): plasma membrane
Molecular function (GO): transmembrane transporter activity
Source: RefSeq, a predicted model, not a curated record